Messenger RNA from Drosophila erecta, 3194 nucleotides. RefSeq lists its product as uncharacterized. The coding region runs from base 673 to 2529 and encodes 618 amino acids. NCBI's taxonomy places the organism in Eukaryota, Metazoa, Arthropoda, Insecta, Diptera, Drosophilidae. The transcript has 7 exons. The record is from RefSeq and is a predicted model, not a curated record.
UGCAUUCGCGCAAUGUUCGCUGCAGGCGAAGGACGCGAGUGGAAAACUCAGCGGAAAAUAUUUACCGUUGGCUUGCCGCCAUCGUAUUGCGUGUACAAAAGGGGCGUGUGCGUGCGCUAGUGUGUGUGAGUGUGUAUUUGUGGGCCAGGGGAAUUGAGAUUGUACUAGUAGUAUCCCAGUUGGGCGUUCAAGCAGUACGUGCAAAAUUCAAAGCGAUACAGAAGUGCCUUUAUAAUUUAACAUUUAUCCUGACAUUACUUUGCCCAAUACUAGCGUAGGAGUCCCAGACCUGCGACCCAAUCAGGUAUAUAUUCAAACCAAAAGAAGCUGCAAGUGUUUGUUUAACAAAAACAAACAGUUGCAUAAAUUGGCAGUUGCCGAAGAGCCCAGCAUCAUAUUACAAAGAAAACUCGUAGUGAAAGGCGACGAAUUUAAAGUGUAAGGACACAAGCCUGCCUUUUCGCCUGCAAAGCACACGAAGUGCGCCAAAAAUUCUGCAGUGCAAAGUUCACCUUCACCCAGUGUGUAUGACAUGCAGGCGUCUGAAAAAUCGAUACCAGAAACAUCAGCAGUUGCAACGCUCCACGGCCGCUCCCACUUAGCCACACAGCAGGUCCAUUGAGCCAUCGUACACCGUACUUCCAGCGGAUUCGGGCCAGGAACCCCAUCGACAUGGUGGACGCCAAGCCGCAGCCACCCACUCCGGGCGCAAUGCCUGGCACGGGAACACCGCCGGCCGGAUUCGCCGGCGAGCGAUCGAAGAUCAAGCUGUUCAUGGAACGGACGCCCAGCAUCGGAGCCCUCAAGUCCAAGUUCCUCACCGUGCUGGGCAACAGCAACGAGCUGCUCAACGGAAUAUCGAACAAGCUGACCCUGAGCAGCAGUUCCAGCGAUUCUGAUUACUGCGAUGACGACGAGGACAUACCCAAGUUUGACGAGACCAUUGAUUACACCAAGAUCGACUUCGAAGGACGACGUGUGAAGGCGCGCCGAGCUCACGAGGAGAUCAUCUCAGGCCGCUAUCGCCAGCCCAAUUUGGCACCACGGCCACGUCUGGAGCCAUCGCGUGGGCGUCACGCGGCCAGCAAACUGGGUGGACCACUGCGCUCCAGCUCCGGCUCCUCGAGCAGCUCCAGCAGCAGCGACGACAGCAGCUCUAUAUCCCUGCCCGAGCACAUGGCCAAUCGGUCCCACGACGUGAGCAGCACCACCCGCUCGGAUUCCAUAGAGUCGCGUCACUCCGGCGGAUAUGAGAGGGCCAGGGCCAUCGCAGGAGCCCGUCGCAGCGAGAUGGACAUGCAGCGGGAUGUGCAGAGGAUUGCUGAGGUGGGCGACACCCUGCCGCCGCACAUAGAUGUCCAGCCGCCGACGGAGGCAGCAGCGGCAUCCGCUGGACGGCAGCAGUGGGCGGGCGGAAGCAACUCGAUGCGCUUGCCGUCGCGCAGUCGCGCCUCCAACAGCAGCACUCUGACCAGCCUGCGCGAUGAGCCGGAUCAGCUGUUGGCCAGCCCCAGCAUGGAGUCCACCGACUGGCGGCACUUCAUCCGAUCGGAGUCGCAGAACUCGGUGCCCUCGUGGGCCUCCUCCAUCAGCCUGGAUUGCCGAGCGGGCGAGGAGCCCGUCAAGGAGUUUAUGAAGCACUUUACUGCUCUGCUGUUUGGCGGAUCGCCGGCUGCCGUUGAUCUGGAGCUGAAGUCUGAGUUUGGGGUAUUGCUGCGUCUGGAGAUCGGUCGCCUGUGGUUCACCCGCUUCCUCACCGAGCAGCGCCACAAGUCCAAGCGUCUCGACUCCGUCACGUUCGGCAGUCUGGCCCAGUACUUUGCCUUGGCCCUGUUUGAGUGCAGCGAGUGCGAGGAUUAUGGCCCGGCUGCGGUACUGAUGAACCUGUGUUUCCUCUUCUACCAUGAGGUCGAGGUGCCCGGCUGCGAUCCCUAUCGCGAGUACCUCUUCUCCUCGCUGCGCCAACAGCCCAUCUGGCAGCAGGCGCGCUUCUGGAACGCCAUCUUCCACGACGCCAUGCAGGCGGAACGGGAGCACCGGGGUCAGAGCCAGUUGAGGCGCCAAAAGCGCCGCCAGCAGAAGCAGCAGCAGCGGCAGGCAGCCGGCGGAGCAGCAGCAGUAGCAGGAGCAGGAGCAGGAUCAGGCACGGGAACAACAGAUGCGCCUGCCUCCAAGUCGAAGCGCAAGCAGGGCGGCGACUCGUCCUCCAGCUCCUCGCAUCAGGCACCACAAUCGGGCACUCCGGCGGCCCCUGCCUCCACUGGCUCCGUUCCGGCCAACCGGCGGCCCAGCAAGACCAGUCUCACCCAGGCGCAUUCGGUCAGGGACCAGGAGGACAUUGCAUUUCGGCAGCUUGGGGCAUUGACCUGCAAUAUGCACUCACUGGGAACAUCCCAGGAAUUGUGCCUUGACUUCCUGAAAAAGAACGUGGUGGCAAACAACCUAUCCAAGGAUAAAGCCAAACUUAUCAGAGACAAUAUAUAUCGAAUGUACCAUGAGACGCAACUUUGGGGAGCUCGACACGCCUGAGCAGUAACAAUUGUAAAAGUACCUAACAAAAUCGAGUUUCAAUCUUCGUCUCAACUAAUGCUAAACUUUUGUCUUAAGUCAGCCGACACCUCCAAACUAAUCCUAACUAAAGUAGCAGAUCAAUGAAGUUUUAACUGAAAUCUGGUGUUUUUACUCGCGUUGGUGUAACCGUAAAGAUAUUAAUGCGAUAGGCAUUCUUGUAACUGGGCUUGUAAGUUCCAAAAUCACACUGAAAUUUAAUGUUUGAAUUUGGGAAUGCUUGUAUUUUGUACACCUAUGAAAACGAAUAUAAUAUAUUGUUGUCAAUAAAUUGGGAUUCUUAGAGACGUCAUCGUUCAAUUUUCAUCAUAGUUAAACAAAUUGGAAUCGCAUAUCAAAAAUAAGUUUUGAAUCAAAGCCAGUUACAAGAACAUCAGUACUGCGAAAGAUAAGAGGGCACUUAAAACAAUACUGUAUGUGUAUCCAUAAAUUGUGAUAAUAAUAUUUUGUGAUUACUUUAUAUAGACCUAAAUAUUAUGCAAUUAUGCAGUGCAUAUAGUUAAAAUAUCGCAGUUUAAAUUGUUACAAAUCAUGAUCAAUAACUAUACUAUAACUAUGUUUAUAACGAAAGAGAUAAUAUUUCGCAAUUGUUUAAUACAUUCAAAUUAAUAAAAGUAACGAAACUC